Beta vulgaris subsp. vulgaris (sugar beet) is the source of this 681-nucleotide messenger RNA. RefSeq lists its product as uncharacterized. The transcript has a single exon. NCBI's taxonomy places the organism in Eukaryota, Viridiplantae, Streptophyta, Magnoliopsida, Caryophyllales, Amaranthaceae. The record is from RefSeq and is a predicted model, not a curated record. The coding region runs from base 1 to 681 and encodes 226 amino acids.
AUGUCUCAAAGGCAUAGGGGUGGAAAUAGUGCCAAAUUGAAUUCUGCUUUGAAAAAGUUGACUGAAAUAGCAGCUGCCUUAUCCCAAGCUGCAAACGCCCCACCCCCGAAGUCCAAUGAAUUAGAUGCAUUUGGAGAAGUAUUUAAGAGGGUGUCUGCUUCAAAACCCCCUUACUACAAUGGGAAAGAGGACUCAGCUAGUCUUGAAAAUUGGAUUAUGGAAUUUGACAAGCUUUUCGAUGCCAUCAACAGCCCAGAAGAGCUUAAGCUGAAUAACGCAGUGUAUUAUCUGAAGGAGGAAGCAGAUCUUUGGUGGAGCCAAAGGAAAAACGAUUUGAUGACUGAGCACAAUUCUGGGUGGAACGAGUUGAAAGAAGCCUUAAGAACCAAGUUUUACCCUACCCACUUAAGAAAGCAGAAAAGUAUGGAGUUCAUUAACCUUAUGAUGGGGGCCAUGUCAAUUUCUGAAUACUACAGUAAGUUCAUAGAGCUAAUGAGAUUUGCACCUGAAGUAGUACCCACUGAGGCUCUUAAGGCUCAAAGAUUUGAGCAAGGCUUGACCCUAUCUUUGCAAGGAAAGCUCGGAGGAGCCACCUUUAGCACCCUUGAUGAGGUUUAUGGGAGAGCUGCCCACUUGUAUGGGAUUAGAGGGAAGGAACUAGAGGGAAACUCUUCAGGUUAA